AUGGCGGACGGAAAGCUAAACCAGGGCAAUACCCUUUAUGUGUAUUUCACUCGAUACUCCAGCUGGGGAUCUCGCGUGGAACUUCUCAUUUCGUACUUCCAAAUCCCUUGUGAUGUUCGGAUGUACGGGUUGAACAACCCGGCCGCCGCACCGCCGUCCCGCUUCGUAGGGGGUCUACUCCCGGCACUGCAGCCGGACCCGGAAGAUGAGGACUUCAUAAUCUCCGACUCCCUCGCUAUAUGCGAGUUUCUCGCAGAGCAAAAUCCAGAGCUUAAUUUAUGGCCGAAGGACCCUAAGUUGAGGGCGUUGGCCAGAGCGGCAGUAGCGAAAAUGCAUUCCGGUUUCAGCGAAUUGCGUAACACAUACCAUACUAACUUCUUCGGAAAGUAUACCGGUCAGGUACCUCUCACCGACGCCGGAGCCAAGGAAGCUAGGAGUAUGGUUGAAAUUUGGAGUAAGGCCCGGGCUGAUACGAAGAAGAGGCUACAAGAGCUAGGUGAGGAGGACGGCGGGUUUUUAUUCGGGAAGUUCAGCAUCGCCGAUACCUUCUUCUGGCCUGUUCUAUGGCGCUUCCGUAGCUAUCAGCUUCCUUUGACGGGGAUAAGUGAAGAUGGCUUGAAGUGGAUGGCGAAAAUGUGGAGUGAUCCGGUCGUCAAGAAGCAAAUACAGGAGUAUUCGAAACAAGCCCAAAAUCCAUUGACCAGGAUCGAGAAGUAUGAGGAUAUCUUUAAAGGAAAUCCCAAUGUUAAGUAUAGCCAAUUUACCGAGGACUGGAGUUUCGAGCCAAGCGUAUAA
Messenger RNA from Hypoxylon trugodes, 795 nucleotides. RefSeq names its product putative glutathione S transferase. The record is from RefSeq and is a predicted model, not a curated record. Gene Ontology annotation, molecular function: maleylacetoacetate isomerase activity; glutathione transferase activity. Gene Ontology annotation, biological process: glutathione metabolic process; L-phenylalanine catabolic process. Bases 1 to 795 code for a protein of 264 amino acids. Lineage: Eukaryota; Fungi; Ascomycota; Sordariomycetes; Xylariales; Hypoxylaceae. The transcript has 3 exons.